AUUGGGAGCGGCGCUGAGGGGGUGAGGAUGUCGCUGCUGCUGCUGAGCCGCCUCCUCCGUGCAGUGGAGCGGAUUGGAGUGAGGCACUGCUACAAUGGCUCGAGGCAAAACCUCUACAUAGACAAAACAACAAAAGUCAUUUGCCAGGGCUUUACUGGGAAGCAGGGAACAUUCCACAGUCAGCAAGCUUUGGAAUAUGGCACUAACAUGGUCGGAGGAGUAUCGCCAGGAAAAGGGGGUAAAAGCCACUUGAACUUGCCCGUCUUCAACUCUGUUAAAGAGGCGAAAGAAGGCACAGGAGUCGAUGCGUCUGUUAUCUACGUGCCUCCCCCAUUUGCUGCUGCGGCCAUUAUUGAGGCAAUCGAUGCGGAGGUACCCCUGGUGGUGUGCAUCACAGAAGGAAUCCCCCAGCAGGACAUGGUGCGGGUCAAACACAGACUUGUCCGUCAGAGCAAGACCCGUCUUGUUGGCCCCAACUGUCCAGGAGUGAUCAACCCAGGGGAGUGUAAAAUUGGAAUCAUGCCUGGACACAUCCACAAAAAAGGUCGUAUUGGGAUUGUGUCAAGGUCCGGCACUUUAACAUAUGAAGCUGUUCAUCAGACAACGCAAGUUGGCCUGGGCCAGUCUCUCUGUAUCGGUAUCGGCGGCGAUCCUUUCAACGGGACUAAUUUUAUCGACUGUCUAGAUGUCUUUCUGAAGGAUCCGAGGACGGAGGGCAUCAUCCUGAUCGGAGAAAUCGGAGGCAGUGCUGAAGAGGAUGCAGCUGAGUUUUUAGAACAGAAUAAUUCGGGACCCAACGCUAAACCAGUGGUGUCGUUCAUCGCUGGUCUGACUGCCCCACCGGGUCGCAGGAUGGGUCACGCCGGUGCUAUCAUUGCCGGGGGGCAGGGAGGAGCCAAAGAGAAGAUCUCUGCCCUGCAGCGCGCUGGCGUGGUGGUCAGCAUGUCACCCGCACAGCUUGGCAGCACCAUACACAAGGAGUUUGAAAAGAGGAAGAUGCUGUGAUCCUCCCGCAGGAAAGGCACCAAAAAAAAACGUCUGAAAGUCCCGUCACCGAGUCAGCCCUGCUCGUUCGUCUGUCUUACUAUUCACUUCUCUGAAUGAAAUGAGUGAAGAAAGCACAUCUAACAACUAAGCCAUAGACGUAUUGUGUUUUGUUCGGAUUUGUACAAUAGACAAAGGAACUCACAGAGAAAAUAAAUACAUUUAAAAUUGU
This is a messenger RNA of Callorhinchus milii (elephant shark), 1216 nucleotides long. RefSeq names its product succinate-CoA ligase GDP/ADP-forming subunit alph (gene suclg1). The record is from RefSeq and is marked provisional. Gene Ontology annotation, cellular component: mitochondrion; succinate-CoA ligase complex (ADP-forming). NCBI's taxonomy places the organism in Eukaryota, Metazoa, Chordata, Chondrichthyes, Chimaeriformes, Callorhinchidae. Gene Ontology annotation, biological process: tricarboxylic acid cycle. The coding region runs from base 28 to 1005 and encodes 325 amino acids. The transcript is spliced from 9 exons. Gene Ontology annotation, molecular function: succinate-CoA ligase (GDP-forming) activity; succinate-CoA ligase (ADP-forming) activity.